GGGCGAGGACGAGGUAGGCGCCGGGAGCAUGAACCACAAGAGCAAGAAGCGCAUCCGCGAGGCUAAGCGGAGCGCCCGCCCGGAGCUGAAGGACUCUCUCGACUGGACCCGGCACAACUACUGCGAGAGCUUCCCGCUUAGCCCCACAGUCUGCAAGGACAAUGUAGAAAGAGCAGAUGCUCUUCACUUGUCAGUGGAAGAAUUCAUUGAACGUUAUGAAAAGCCUUACAAGCCCGUUGUCCUGUUGAAUGCUCAGGUGGGAUGGCCAGCUCAAGAGAAAUGGACUCUGGAGCGCCUGAAGCGCAAGUACAGGAACCAGAAAUUCAAGUGUGGGGAGGACAAUGAUGGUUACUCCGUGAAGAUGAAGAUGAAAUACUACAUUGAGUACAUGGAGACUACCCGGGAUGACAGUCCCCUUUAUAUAUUUGAUAGCAGCUAUGGGGAGCAUCCUAAGCGCAGGAAACUCUUGGAGGACUACCGGGUGCCCAAGUUCUUCACAGAUGACCUGUUCAAGUAUGCAGGAGAGAAGAGAAGGCCACCAUACAGAUGGUUUGUGAUGGGACCACCUCGAUCAGGAACAGGCAUUCACAUUGACCCUCUGGGAACCAGUGCCUGGAAUUCCUUAGUUCAAGGGCACAAGCGUUGGUGCCUCUUUCCUACUAGCACUCCAAGAGAACUGAUUAAAGUGACUCGUGAAGAAGGAGGGAACCAGCAAGAUGAAGCCAUCACUUGGUUCAGAGUAAUAUAUCCCAGAACCCAGCUUCCCACUUGGCCUCCCGAAUUCAAACCUUUGGAAAUUGUGCAGAAACCAGGAGAAACCGUCUUCGUACCAGGUGGCUGGUGGCAUGUAGUUCUCAAUCUUGACACAACCAUUGCUGUCACACAGAACUUUGCCAGCUGUACAAACUUCCCCGUGGUGUGGCACAAGACAGUGAGGGGAAGGCCAAAAUUAUCAAGGAAAUGGUACAGGGUCCUAAAACAGGAGCAUCCUGAGCUGGCUUCUUUGGCAGAUUCUGUUGACUUACAGGAAUCCACGGGCAUUGCUUCCGAUAGUUCCAGUGACUCCUCUAGUUCUUCCAGCUCCAGUUCCUCAGACUCUGAUUCUGAGGGUGACUCCAGCUCAGAGACAGAAGGAAUGAUGCAUCGAAGAAAAAAGCGGAGGACUUGCAGCAUGAUGGGUAACGGUGACACAACCUCCCACGAUGACUGUGUCAGCAAAGAACGAAGCUCCUCCAGGAUUAGGGAGUCUUGUGGAAGCCGUGCUCAUCCCUGAAACAUAACAAGACUCCAUCUAAGGCAAUCAAAGCCUGCCAGCUGUCUUCUAUUCCUCCCAUCUGCUGUUUGCUUGGAGUUUUCUUGAAUCUUCAGCACUCCUUUUUUUCCUACUCCAAACUUCUACCUAUUAUCUAAGUCUGGCUCCUUGCUAAUUAAAGGAGAGAACUACAGCGAUCCCCUGUGUGCUCAGUCUUCUUUCUGCACCCCAUCAAACAAAUAUGCUAAACAUGAGAAGGUAAUGCUGCCCUCUGCAAGGCUAUGCUGUUGCUCACACCCGUGUGCAGUCGGAAAAUGGAGAGAGUUUAUUAGCCAAAGUCAUCUUUAAAAUGACCAAGUAGAUCCUGAAAGCCUGUGUCCUGCUCCAGCCUUGUCAUCCGUUUACAUUUUUUGAGUUUCAUGCACUACAGCCAAAGUACAGACCUACAGCCUUUCCCAUAUGUAACAGGUCAUCAGGUACUUUAGUAGAGCACAAGAGGAAGUGGAAGAGACUAGCUUGAAGUGACUCUUCUACUUUGUAAAUAAUCAUCUGUGAGAAGCACCUUUUUUGAGGCUUUUAACUAGUGGACAUCACCAAACCAACUACGAACUAUUGUAGACAACGCCAAACCAACCAUGAACGAAUGAGAUAUCUCCUGAACCAGCAGUCUCAUCAUGAUUACAUGUGCUUUCUGUGUUAUUGUAAAGUAAAGCUGCUGGUAUUUUGCAUUCAAUUUGGGAGCUUGCCCCAGAAAAACGUUGGAAUGGGAGAAGCUAUAGCUGCUCAUAUACCUCUCCCUGUGGGAGUUUCUGGAAAAUUAUAUGAAGGUGGAAAGCUUUUUUAUUAAGGAGUGGAUAAAGUCAGUAAAUAUAGAUCCCAUUUUAUGAAGUACAACUGCUCUGGAGCCUGGAAAUGUCCUACUGUCUGCUGCUAUUAAUGUGGGAAUUACUAGAGGUGUUUGCAUUUUUUAAUCUUGGAAUGAGAAGCGGUUGUAUAUAUCUCAAGGCAGUUGUGUUCUAGGAUGUGCUGGUGUUUCAAGGACAUUCUUUGUCACUGGAGUUUGGUAUUGUGUUCUGAGAUGGGCCUUGCACCUCCGUAUUCACCUGUAAUUCUGCCCUUACUCUGAAGGUCUGCCAACAGCAUGUUUAAAAGGUCCUGAUAGUGUUUGAGAACAUGUAGAGUAAUUAUCUAAACUUGAUUACAUUUUGAGAUAUGAUGCAGAAGGCAUGCUAUUCAGUUCUCUUCUAACUCUACUCACAUUAUCCAGAACCAAAGGUAAAUCCAGAUCUCGCCAUCUUAAAUGGGUCUUAUCUCCCUCACUGUCACUUAUCAGCCAGUUUGGAACCAGUCACAAGCUGACUUUUGGCAAGAUGAGAAAUAUAUUUAGAUCAUGGCACAUAAAAUUCUUCCUUGUUUCCAGAUUGUGACAAAAUGGGUUGUUUGUUUUUUGUUAGCAUAGGGAUCCAGGUACCACUUGCCAGCCUUAACUCCAUACAAAUGUAAAACUGAAUUACUUUGGUAAACGAUAAUAUUGUGUUAGAAGGCUACCUGCUUCCAUGGUGCCCAUACAUAUGUAUUCCAAAACUCAAUAUGUUUUGAACCAUUCCUGUAAAAUGGAAAUAAUCAUUACAAAUCAGGUAACAUUUCCAUUAAUCUAACUUGCAUGUGUUUAGAUUGUUCAAUUGGAUUUCUUUACAGAAAAUGAAUUUGUAUUCCAGUUUUUUGUGUGGGACUCAAAACUGUGGAUGCAGAGGUCAGCAAUGGUAGGGCCAUAGGGAAGGAAGCAGGAGAGGAUUUGAAGUGCUGCAGUCCCCUGAUUAAAAUACAAAGCUGCUUUAUGCCAAGUCACACCAUUGGUCCAUUUAGCCCAUUAUUGGCUUUUCCAACCGCAAAGUUACCUGAGAUCUCAGGCAGAGGACCUUUCCCAGUCCUGCUUGCUGAUAACUUUUUAGCUGAUGCUGGGAGGGACUUCAAGAAAAACAUCUGCUUUACUCUGGACCAUAAGCCCUGUCCAACUACUGGACAUUCUCUAAUCAUUUAGCAAUCCUAAUCAUUUAGUAAAAACUGCUCAUAUACUGUUAAAUAUUUCUAGCAGCCACAAGGUUUAGAAAUUUGAGCUUACUCGGUUUGGUUUUUGUGUUUUAUACAAAGGCUCGGAUCCCAAGAUUCUGUAUUGGAUGCCAUGUUGGGGCCUUUUUGCACUAGGUAUGUGAGGAAAUACCUUUUUUACCAGGAAUUCUAAUGUGUGUAUCUGUGAUAGUAGGC
Molecule: messenger RNA, 3517 nt
Organism: Eublepharis macularius
Lineage: Eukaryota; Metazoa; Chordata; Lepidosauria; Squamata; Eublepharidae
Gene: JMJD6
Product: jumonji domain containing 6, arginine demethylase and lysine hydroxylase
Exons: 7
Coding region: 29-1273 (414 amino acids)
Biological process (GO): phagocytosis
Cellular component (GO): nucleus; cytoplasm
Molecular function (GO): histone H4R3 demethylase activity; P-TEFb complex binding
Source: RefSeq, a predicted model, not a curated record